Molecule: messenger RNA, 1518 nt
Organism: Cantharellus anzutake
Lineage: Eukaryota; Fungi; Basidiomycota; Agaricomycetes; Cantharellales; Hydnaceae
Product: kinase-like domain-containing protein
Exons: 9
Coding region: 1-1518 (505 amino acids)
Biological process (GO): protein phosphorylation
Molecular function (GO): protein kinase activity; ATP binding
Source: RefSeq, a predicted model, not a curated record
AUGUCCCCCGAGGUUGGGCCACACAAUGUGGGCGACUUCAUCAAUGCGGCCCAGCGCUUCCGUCUCGAAUAUCAAUGGGUUGACCAUGGCUACUACAGGAACUCUGAAGGUCGCUUUAUUCAUCAAUCGACUCUCUAUGUGCUUGGUCAUAAGUUCACGGGGACGGCGAACAAAAAAGGGCGUGCAAGGGAAGAAGCUGCAGGACACUUCUUUUCCACCUUUCCGCAAUAUCGCUCCCGCAGCUUCAGUGACCAAAACGCCAACGAGCCAACCGGACAAUCCCACGGUUUGAUCGGAGGAGCAAGUGCCAGUGAUGCGUUGGGGACUGGCAGUCGCUCUCCCUCUAUGACAGCUCCCUGUCUAAACCAGGAGAGCGACCCUGGAGCGUCCGAAGCUGCUCCUCGAAGGAUGCCGGGUGAGGACAGUAGACAUCACAGUCCCGUUCUGAGUCACGAUGAAAUGGGCCUAGUCACAACUCGUGGGAUUCCUCCCCUACCUCCAGUCAACCACCCAAGGGGGAGUCAUGUCACUCCUGUAUGUGAGGUAGUUCAAGGGGCUGAGGAGUUAGCUGCGUUUAGCUGCAAUAAUCUUACGCAACAAAUCUCCUCGAUGCGCCAAGUCGACCAAGGAGGAUACUCGCUCGUGUACAAAGGCAUAUGGGUGCCAGAUUCGCCGGAGGCAACCCAGGAAGUUGCCGUGAAAGUGCUGUUUCUAUCCUAUACAAGGGAUUGGAACCCAGAAUUAAAAUGCUGGAAGCGACUCCAAAGAGAGUUACGAGUGUGGUCACGAUUACACCACACCAACGUGGUUUCAUUACUUGGCUACUUCGACGCUGGCUGCGGCUGGCGGGGCUUUGUCUGUCCCUGGUAUCCUGAAAGAAAUGUAAUCAUGUUCCUCAAGAAGUAUCCUAGCGCUAACAGAGACAUAAUUUGUGCCGACGUAGCAUCAGGAUUGGAAUAUCUUCAUUCGCGAAGUCCGCCAAUUGUACAUGGUGACAUGAAAGGAGAAAAUAUUUUGAUGACUUUAGACGGGCGCGCAUCCAUCUGUGAUUUCGGCCUCUCGAUUAUUCUCGAUGGCAACCCCACUGGGUUUACAUCCUCUGUGGUUGGAAUGACCCUUCUGUAUUCAGCCCCCGAAUUACUGGAGCGUAACGAUAAGACUGUAGAGGCUGACGUUUACGCUUAUGGAUGCACUUGCAUCGAGAUCCUACUAACGAAAAGGCCGUACGAGAACAUCCGUGACCCAGUGGCUCUUAUUAAAGCGAUUGAAAGUGGCGCGCCACCUAUUGCUCCUGAACAGCUCAGAGAGUGCAACUCGAUCCUCCCACUCCACUAUUUGGUCCAAUGUUGGAGCAUGGAACCAUCAGAUCGACCGCAAGCCGGAAAAUUGGCCGAAGCUUUUCGAGGUGUCCUCGGAAUCCACGAAGUACCCGAAUCAAGCCCUUACAAAAAUGUAAUCAGAGAUGGCGCUAAGUGCAGCGACACUGAUCUCAGUGCUAAUGAAUCGUUGCCGCCAUGA